CGUCCGCCACUUUGUCGAAACCUGCAGCAAUGUAUCCUCCCAUCAAGCCCUACGAGUCUGGUUUUUUCCAGGGCGCGAAUUCAGAGAAACAUCAGCUUUAUUAUGAAGUGAGUGGAAACAAGGAAGGCGAUCCAGUUGUCUUUCUCCACGGGGGUCCAGGAGGUGGAACAGAUCCGGAGGAUAGACAGUUCUUUAACCCCGAGAAAUACAAGGUAAGAAACAGAAAGAGCGCGGAAUUAGAGAACAAUACAACGUGGGACCUCGUAAAAGACAUCGAGGUCCUUCGGCAGAAACUGGAUGUCACGAAAUGGCACGUAUUUGGUGGUAGCUGGGUUUGUACACAUCCAGACAGAGUCAAGUCCCUCGUACUCCGUGGAAUCCUCACGCUAAGACGAAGCGAACUGCGAUUCUUCUAUCAGGAUGGCACUUCCCAUCUUUUCCCAGAACAAUGGGAAGAAUACCUUGCCCCAAUUCCAGAGGCUGAACAGCACGACAUGAUAAGGCAGUACCACAGCCGCUUGCACUCUCCAGACGAAAAUAUCAGACUGGCCGCUGCAAAGGCGUGGGUGAAGUGGGAGAUGGCUACAUCGAGGUUGAUCGUAAGUGCGGAUGCUGUCGCCCAAGCGGAGAAAGAUGACUUCGCAAACACAUCUGCUCGGAUCGAAAAUCAUUAUUUCGUCAAUGAGGGCUUCAUGCGUGAUGGUCAAUUGCUUGAGAAGCAGGAAAUCGAUAAGAUUCGUCACAUUCCAACUAUCGUGGUUCAAGGAAGAUACGAUGUUAUAUGCACUGCGACUACUGCUUGGGCUCUGAAACGGACCUGGCCAGAAAUUACGCUGCACAUCAUCCCAGAUGCAGGGCACUCUUCGCGCGAGCCUGGCAUCGAGAAGAAGCUUGUAGAGGCAGCUGAUAUCAUGGCUUCCAAGGGUUUGUAGUAACACGAGGUCUAUGAUCAGAAGAAAGAUUUUGAGAUGAUUUAUGUAAGAUACUCAACAUAUCAUGAUGAAGCUUUAAGUUGUACAUGAUGCGGUAGCAUUACACGUUGUUUGGAAUACAGAGCAAUAAGUAUACAAGUGCGUGCAGGAAAUCAUCGACGAUCGUCUAUUAUUG
Suillus fuscotomentosus is the source of this 1107-nucleotide messenger RNA. RefSeq names its product Alpha/Beta hydrolase protein. The record is from RefSeq and is a predicted model, not a curated record. Gene Ontology annotation, biological process: proteolysis. NCBI's taxonomy places the organism in Eukaryota, Fungi, Basidiomycota, Agaricomycetes, Boletales, Suillaceae. Gene Ontology annotation, cellular component: cytoplasm. The transcript has 14 exons. Gene Ontology annotation, molecular function: aminopeptidase activity. Bases 30 to 932 code for a protein of 300 amino acids.